This is a messenger RNA of Dufourea novaeangliae, 2020 nucleotides long. RefSeq names its product ribosomal protein S6 kinase beta-1-like. Gene Ontology annotation, biological process: signal transduction; protein phosphorylation. Gene Ontology annotation, molecular function: protein serine/threonine kinase activity; ATP binding. Bases 226 to 1641 code for a protein of 471 amino acids. The record is from RefSeq and is a predicted model, not a curated record. Lineage: Eukaryota; Metazoa; Arthropoda; Insecta; Hymenoptera; Halictidae. The transcript is spliced from 14 exons.
CUUGUAGUUACUUGUAGUGGUGGACCGUGGUCAGUGUCACAAGUUAUACGAGUUGUUUUUUUUCCAAAUUACAAUUGCAUAAUAUAAUAUAAGCAUAAGACACGCAAAAUAAAGAAUCAUACUAUUGCGUCUAUGGACAUACGUAGAUGUAUCAUUUGAUUGCGUUACGAUCAAUUAAAAUUAUUAAAGAGAGAAACUUUUAAAUGUAAUUCCAUCGCAAAGAAGAUGGCAGGAGUAUUUGACAUAGAAUUGCAUGACGGGGAUUCUGUAAAUCAAGAUGAUUCAGACGAUGAUGUUCUUGAAAUCAGAGAAGACGAAUAUAAUAGUGCCACAAACGUUAAUGCCAUCUUAGAAUCUGAGAAUUUGGAAAGAGUUCAAUUGUCCGGAGAAAAUGUUAAUCCUGGUCAAGAAAAAACUGGGCCCCAAGAUUUUGAGUUAUGUAAGAUUCUUGGAGAAGGUGGAUAUGGAAAAGUUUUUCAAGUAAAAAAAGUUACAGGAAAAGACAAAGGCAGUAUUUUUGCUAUGAAGGUACUACGAAAAGCUUCUAUUAUAAGAAAUCAGAAAGAUACAGCACAUACAAAAGCAGAAAGGAAUAUACUAGAGGCUGUAAAGCACCCAUUCAUUGUAAAUCUAAUGUAUGCCUUUCAAACUGGUGGGAAAUUAUAUUUAAUUUUGGAAUAUCUUUGUGGUGGGGAACUUUUCACUUACUUAGACAGAGAAGGCAUUUUCUUAGAAGAUACAGCCUGCUUUUAUUUGUCAGAAAUCAUACUAGCACUUCAGCAUCUCCAUAAUCAGGGUAUUAUAUACAGAGAUUUGAAGCCAGAGAAUAUAUUGUUAGAUAGCGAAGGUCACGUUAAAUUAACCGAUUUCGGUUUGUGCAAAGAACAUAUACAAGAAGGUACAGUGACGCACACGUUUUGUGGAACUAUAGAAUACAUGGCGCCAGAAAUUUUAACGAGAUGUGGACACGGUAAGGCCGUUGACUGGUGGAGUUUAGGUGCGCUAAUGUUUGACAUGCUUAGUGGAAUGCCACCAUUUACAGGAGAUGACAGAAGAAAGACAAUUGAAAAGAUUUUAAGGGGAAAACUAAGUCUUCCGCAAUAUUUAACACCAGAUGCAAGAGACUUGAUACGAAAGUUAUUAAAGAGACAAGUGCCCCAACGAUUAGGAUCGGGCUCCGAAGAUGCUGAACAGAUAAUGAGUCACAAUUUUUUUAAACAUAUUAAUUGGCAAGACGUAAUCUCACGAAAGCUGGAACCUCCCUUUAAACCGUCGUUAAAAAGUGCCGAUGACACGUCACAGUUCGACGAACAGUUUACGACAACCGUGCCUGUGGAUUCCCCGGUCGAAAGUACUUUAAGCGAGUCUGCUAAUAUGAUUUUUCAAGGUUUCACGUAUGUAGCACCCAGCGUUUUGGAGGAAAUGUACUCUCAACCUAGAGUCAUAAAUGCUAAAAGCCCACGUAAAGGACUCUUAGGUACAGGUUUCAGCGGAAGUUUUCACAAUCUAUCUUCAAGGUCACCUGAUGCUCAUCUACGUGCACCCUGUCAUUUUCAACAACACAGGCAUCAUAUGGUAGGUUCAAAUAACGUCGAGGAUACCGAGAUGACAGAUAUAGAUCAACUAUCGAAUCGUUUGUAGUAAUUUAGAGAAAGAAGUAUGCAAACAAGCUUUCAUCUUCCAUAAUAAGUUUGAAAGAAUGUUUGCAGUAUCAUUUUCUGGCUUUCUUUCCUACGGUUCAAUGGAUACAUUCAGCUAAAAACUUGAUGCUAUUUGCUUACGUACAUACAUAUAUAUAUAUAUUUAUAAUAUAUAUAUACAUAGCCAAGAUGAAUUGUAAAUCGAAAACAGAGUUACAGUGAUUGGGCAGUGGUGCUAUUCGCGGUUACAAAUACAAUAAAUACUCGAUGAGUGUUCGUAGGCUCCUCGUCACUGACAAGGAGGAGUUCCUACAAUAAAGCUUGGAAUUCUGAAGCCAAUGAUAUUCGUUUCAGCCGAAUAUGGCCAUUAGUUUAUGAAA